This is a messenger RNA of Engraulis encrasicolus (European anchovy), 1129 nucleotides long. RefSeq lists its product as uncharacterized. Lineage: Eukaryota; Metazoa; Chordata; Actinopteri; Clupeiformes; Engraulidae. The record is from RefSeq and is a predicted model, not a curated record. The transcript is spliced from 2 exons. The coding region runs from base 121 to 1047 and encodes 308 amino acids.
AGAGUAGAAUGUUCAAACUAGAAUCUUUGCAAAAUCUAGUCACUUCUUACAUGAGCAAGCUGAAGGCAAGUCACUUGUGAUAAACCUCUACUAUUUCAAAGCGAUUUCUGAGCAUUUUCUAUGGAUUCCUGCCCAAGAACUUUCUACCAGAGUGGACCAUGGAUUGGUGCUGAACAUGACACUCAUUCUGAGCGAGUCCUGCCCAACUCUGCAAAGGAAAUGGAUAUGGCAUCUCACUGGAGGCUCCAGACUGAGCAUCCAUACAAAUAUGUGCGGUCAACACGGAUUUCUUCCAGCAGGUAUUGGAUGGAGUGCCAAAAGGGUCAAGCUGUGCCUCAGGAGCAGCAGCUCCAUGAUGGGACCAACCUGCCAACCUCAGCACCUCAGACCCUGAGAUUUGUGGACAACUUGAUCCACCCUCAGUCCACCAGUGUCAGAGGUAGCCAGCUGGCCUCCACCAGACCUGUGGUGACUCCAGUGAGGAAGGAGAUGUCCUUUGUGGGAACACACACAGCUGCCUGGCUAAAGGAGCUUGGACCCCUCAAGUUUGUGGGGAGUCUCAAUCUUCCUGCUGAGGUAGUUUGUGGUCAGCAGAACAACCUGACACUCAAGUCGACCGAGCUGCCUGGCAUCAGGACCCUCAAGCCGACCGAGCUGCCUGGCAUCACGACCAUCAAGCCAGCCCAGAUGACCUUUAGUAGAGCCCCAAUUCAGCCUCAGGCCUCAGCCAGUCAUUACAGCAAAGAGGACCUUCUGAAGAUGAUCGAGCUCCACGGCCAAAUGCUUGUCAAGUACACAGAGCUGAAGUGUAAGGCUGAGAACAUCGAAAAGAUCAUGACACAGUCGCAGUCAAAUGGCCCAGCAGAAAUCCAGAAGAAGAAACGAGACAUCCAAGACAAGAUCUGGGAAGAAGAUAUGAAGACACUGGAUGAUCUCACUGGGGGGCUGGUUCUUCCUGAUGACGCCGUUGAGAAACUUGAGGCCAUUCCUGGUAUCAUGGACUUGGCCAGAGAGAUGGGCUUCCCUGAGUGUCUUCUGGUGAAAUGACUUUUUAGUAUUAUUGCAUAUGUUUAUUACAUUAUUAUUAACUAAUCAUUAUUAAAUAUAUAUUUUUGUGCAACUUUAAAAC